Molecule: messenger RNA, 3192 nt
Organism: Bombina bombina (fire-bellied toad)
Lineage: Eukaryota; Metazoa; Chordata; Amphibia; Anura; Bombinatoridae
Gene: IKZF4
Product: IKAROS family zinc finger 4
Exons: 2
Coding region: 591-1556 (321 amino acids)
Biological process (GO): regulation of transcription by RNA polymerase II
Cellular component (GO): nucleus
Molecular function (GO): RNA polymerase II transcription regulatory region sequence-specific DNA binding; DNA-binding transcription factor activity
Source: RefSeq, a predicted model, not a curated record
AAUAAAAUUUUAUAUAUUUAUGUGUAUAUGUGUGUAUAUGUUAUUUGUAUUUCGCCAGACCGGAAGUGUAACGGCAGUUCACUUCCGGUUUGUGAUGUCACCUAAAGGGGAUGUUCUGGUUAUGUUUGUGAAUUUGUCAAUUUUUCUGUUUGAAGGGGAGGAGGUAAUUACACUAUUUUUCACUAUUUAAGAGUGGUUUGCACACCAUAAUAUUGUUCUGAAGAAGAGAAUUGUGUUCCCCCAAAACGUAUAAAAUAAACUUGACAUUGUUUGGCAAAAAUCCUGUGGUAUUACUGUUAUCUGAUUGAGACAUAUACAUAUGUAUACACAUACACACACACACACUCAUAUAUAUAUAUAAAAAAAAGAUAAAUUAAAAGUAUGUAAAGAGUACUUUCUGUAUAGUGAGAUUCCCUGUGACUGUAGAUGUGCUUAAUAAUGGGUUUUGUUGAUCACCGUUUGCUGUCACACUUUAUAAGCUUUUAAUAACUACUGAAGCCAUCUCCUGUCUGCUGUUUGUUUGAAUUCCUUUUGUAAUGGUUAGACUUUCACAUUAGUAUUUCUAGACUUCAAUCCUGAGUCUCAGAGAGAUGAGUUUUAAAAGAAUUGUCACCACAUUAAAACUACUCCACUUGUUAAUCCUAUUGUUACUGUUAUGUUGUAACACACAUUACUACAUAGCAAUGACAAUUCACCCAAUCUCUUCUCCUUUCCCUCCAGGUGAGGAGAUUCGAGAUCUGGAGCUGGGACCAGAUACCCUGAUGCACCCCUCCUCUGACCCGCCGUCUUAUAUGGAUCGGCUGGCGUGCAGCCUCACAAAGCGCAAACGCUCAACACCUCAGAAAUUUAUGGGAGAGAAACAGAUGCGCCUGAGCCUGGCUGACCUCCCAUAUGACAUGAACUCCAGCUUUGAAAAGGAUGUAGAGAUGGUUCCUCACCACCCCAUGGACCCUGCCUAUGGCAAUGCUUUGGCAUUUGUGGGUGGUCCCAUGCGUUUGCCACCAACAAACUGCAUCUCUGAAAUCACACCAGUCAUCAGCACAGUCUAUACCCAACUCCAGCCCAUGCAAAGUCGGCCUGAUAUGCCAGGCAAUCGAGAAGCAGCAGAGGGCCACGAAGACCUUCCUGAUGGAACUCAGAUUCAUUAUAGAGGCCGCAGUGAACCUGGUGCCUCUCCUGCUAAUGGCUGCCAGGACUCUACCACAGACACAGAAAGCAACCAUGAGGAGAGGGGCUCCCAGGCCACUAGCAGCCGACAAAGCCCAGCCUAUGCCAAAGAGGACCAGAGACCAACUGAGGCAGGAGUAGGACUCAUCUCCCGCUCUGCUCCUGGCACUGCCAAAGAAACCCUCCGGGUUCUGGGAGAGGAUGGUGAGCAAGUGAAGUUUUUCAAAUGUGAGCACUGUCGAGUACUCUUCCUAGACCAUGUCAUGUUCACAAUCCAUAUGGGCUGCCAUGGCUUCAGAGACCCUUUUGAGUGUAAUAUUUGUGGCUAUCACAGCCAGGACCGAUAUGAGUUCUCCUCACAUAUUGUGAGAGGGGAGCACAAGGUUUAACGGAGGAGUUGUGGGAUGAGCAUAGGAAGCUGUACUCACCCCAAUAUGGCACAGAUGCACAGUCAUGCCACAUGGCAGUCAGAGGUUUACGGCCUGCCCUUGAAGGACCCUGCCUCCUCAAAUGUUCUUAAUCCUUUGUCUUAAGGAGAGUGGGAUACAGAAAUUCUAAGCACUUUUUUUAAAAAAAACUUUUUUUCAGUCCUUAUUUAGCACUACUGUAAUCUACAAACCAUUUUUUGCCAUAGGAAAAUAAACACUUUCUUCCCAACAACCUCAAAAAUUAUUUUACGUUCUGGCACAUGAACAUGGAUAUUAAAGUGGAGAUAUGCAGGCUAUACUUCUUUUGUUUUGCUGACCAUACAAAUGGUAAAGCACUACAGGGGAGUAAAGUGAGAGAAUAUUUCAAGAUCAUUAACUCUUGCACUUAAAUUGCCUCAUUGUCUCUUGCAGUACAUCCACUGUUUCAAAUAACACACCGCUGAGAACACAAGAGUUGCUGAAAUAUUGUUGUUUGAGUUUGUUAUUCAUUAUGUAUCCCCCAGGCAAAAAAUACUUGAAUUUCACAGCUAGGGUUGCCCACAUAUCUCCAGAGGAGUGCAAGAAAGAUUAAGGGCCAGCAUAAUUCUUGAGAAGGGGUGAGGGGAUAAAGAGAGGCCUUUCUCAGCACCUUGAGGGAGAAGGGUUUAAAAAACACCUUUUUUCCUCCGCUUUCAAAUUAAUGGCAUGCUCUCCCUCCCUCUCCAUUUCAUUUGUAAUCUCUUUUGCACUGAAAACUGACUGACAAAACAGUGAGGUGUUUGCAGACUGGAAAAAAGCAUACUACCAAGAACCCCCUGACAGAUCCCUCACUGUUUCUUUUUUAUAUGAAAGUUAUUUAAAUAUUGUUAAUUAUGAAAUGGAGUAUGUUUUCCCCUAUGUAUUUAUUCCUCCCUUUACAACUGAAGUGGCCUGUUGUUCAUUGCAGUGCAGUGACCUACAGGCUCUUCGGCAGUGAAGUGGUAAAACCUUUUAAAUGCUUUGUUUAAUCCAGAAUUUGUAUAUCCUUAACAAUUUUACCAAUGUUUUGUUAUUUUCAGACACUUUUCAUUGUUGCACAUAGGAACAGGCACACUUAAUGAUUACUGGAGGACCUGACCAUCUAAAGAUUUUAAGCAGAUACCAGUAGAUAUGUUCUUAGCCCCGUAGAUCAGUCAUGUAAAAUGUUUUAUUUAUUUUUCUAUCACAGGGGACUUAAGAAACAAUAUAAUUUCUAAAGACCAAUGUAUAUUCCUUGCGAAAUGUCUAGAACUUUUGUUUAUUCUUCCAUUACUUGUUUUUAAGUUAAAAUUAAGUUUUCUUUAAGCAUAUCUGUAAUGCUUACCGCUUCUUUAGUGUUCCAUAGCAUAUGAGCCAGCAUGGGCCUAUAUACCUGUAUCAAAGCUGCAGCUAAUCCUAAAACACUUUAAAUUUAGCUAUUUUCCUAAUAGGUGUUACCAGAAGGUCCAAGUGUUGUGCAAUUCUAUCUUUUCCCAUGAAGUCUGUUACUUUUUAUUUAUAACCAUUCCACGUUUUCAAAUUUGUGAGAGAAAAUAGGGCGGUUGUCAUGGACAGGAAUAAAGGUUAAAGUGAUUGUAAACUCUCCCAUUUAUAAAAUCAG